AUGGCUCCAAAACAUGUCCAGUGGCCAAACCUUCGGUCAGGGGAGCUGACCCUCCUUGAUUACGCUGCAGAUGACACCCGCGAUGUGGUGACGCUCUCGGAGAAAGAAGCUCUUAUCUUGCAGCUCGCCGAACAGAUCCAGGAACAACAACUAGAGAAGGCGUUGCUAGAACAAGAACCGGAGCUGGUUUCCGGUGACAAUGUGGAAGAGGAGCUUGAGAUCGCCGAACGCGAGCUCCUGGAGGCGCGAUCUACCUACACCGUCAGAAGGAAAGCAGCACGUACCAUUCUCAUGACCGACCCAAUCUUGAAAGCGGUUCACCUGAAGGCAAAUAUUCCGCCCGAAAAGGCGCUUCUUCGCCUGGUGAAUCGUCGCGACGAGCUAGCUCUCGCAUACGAGAAUUUGGCCUCGGCUCAUGGUGCAAUUCGCAAGCAGCUUUCCAACUCUGGUGUCGAGAACUUGCAGAUCAACCGGGAGAACCAGGAGCUGGUGAGCCAAGUAUUAGAGCUCACAAAACAGGAUUCUUCCUGGCGUGAACAACUUCAAGAUGCAAGGCUCACGUCGCAACUCGACGAACUUGAAGCCGAACUCAAAACUAGUAAGGCGAAAUGGGAAACGAUGAAGAAUAUUGCUAGUGCUAUGGUAGUCGCCAGCGGACUUGACUGGGCCGAGGAUGAUGAUCUACAAGCUCUUGUUUUGGAUGAGAGCGACGAUUAA
Molecule: messenger RNA, 717 nt
Organism: Penicillium verhagenii
Lineage: Eukaryota; Fungi; Ascomycota; Eurotiomycetes; Eurotiales; Aspergillaceae
Product: centromere protein H
Exons: 3
Coding region: 1-717 (238 amino acids)
Biological process (GO): kinetochore assembly
Cellular component (GO): kinetochore
Source: RefSeq, a predicted model, not a curated record